Molecule: messenger RNA, 726 nt
Organism: Armigeres subalbatus
Lineage: Eukaryota; Metazoa; Arthropoda; Insecta; Diptera; Culicidae
Product: protein PBDC1-like
Exons: 3
Coding region: 173-634 (153 amino acids)
Cellular component (GO): cytoplasm
Source: RefSeq, a predicted model, not a curated record
UCCCUGCCGAUAUGGCUCCAUAUUUUUUGCGCAAGGACGCGUUGUUCGUCCGGCCGUUACGAAGGCUACGAAUGAAAAGUAAAAACAAAUAAUGGUGAACAAAAACACGACCAACUCGUGCUACGUGAGCUAAAACGAGCCGUGACAUUUGUAGAGAAUAAUUAAUUUCACAAUGGAUGUCCUAUCGCGACCGGCAGAUGAAUUCGUCAACGAUGGCAUGGUGGAGGAGCUGUGGGCCAUGAAAGCCGUCGAGCACGCAGAGGUGCAUUUCAAUCUACUGUGCAGCGUUGAUCCGCGUCUGCUACAUCUUACGCCGUACGACAACGAAAUUUACGAAGAAUUCCGGAAGCAAUUCCCCGACAUGAACGUAGCCGUCGUGGACGAGAACGAGCUCAAGAGUCUGGAUGGUAAGGCCAAGUGGCGAGCCUACAUGGAGAAGUUCAACCGACUGGAGGACUACAGUUACGGGACGUUGUUGCGAGCCAGCGCUAGUGAGGAGUUUCACCCGGAGAAUGCCAUCCUGGUGGUUAGGAUCCAAUUCUGGGCGAUUGAAAUUGCGCGAAACCGAGAGGGACACAACGACUGCAUUAUGAAGAAAUUGGAGUGUUUGAAAUGGCAGGGACUUCGGAUAUGAUGACAGCCCAGUACUCAGCCGCUUCUGUUAAUCAGGUAAUUCUACGUUUACUGCUUGAACGAUGUUUUUUUCGCUUUAGGAAAUUCACGCUU